AUGACGACCGAGACUGCCUCGCUUUCGAAUCUGCGUCAGACCUACGACUACCUCGUCGUGGGCGGAGGAACUGCGGGCCUGGUCGUCGCUAAUCGACUGACCGAAGAUCCUACUGUGAGCGUGCGGGUGCUGGAGGCAGGCGGUAAUUGCGUUGACGACCCGCGAAUUGCGGUGCCUGGAUUAGCAGCCAGCACCUAUUUCGACCCCGCGUUCGACUGGUGUCUUAACCGGUCCCCCACAGUUGAUCCGACAUUGAUACGUGGGAGCAGCUCGGCAAUCCUUGAUGGAGCUGGGAGUCGCUGUCGGGCUAUCUACGUAGAUCGCAAACCUUCGCCCCACCGUCAGACGAGAUCCGCGAUCAGCUGUCGUUUGGCUAUAUCGAUCCGGCGAUCCAAGACACCGAUGGCCAUGCUGUCGCAGGCGAUCGGGGGCGUGGUGGAUGACCAGCUGAGGGUGUACGGAUAUUGCAAUCUGCGCGUGGUGGAUGCGGGGGUCAUCCCUCUGAUCCCGCGGGGAAACAUCCAGGCCACGGUUUUUGUGGUGGUUGAGAAGGCUGCAGACAUCAUCAAGGAAAGUCGACAGUAG
Aspergillus aculeatinus CBS 121060 is the source of this 585-nucleotide messenger RNA. RefSeq lists its product as uncharacterized. The transcript is spliced from 2 exons. The coding region runs from base 1 to 585 and encodes 194 amino acids. The record is from RefSeq and is a predicted model, not a curated record. NCBI's taxonomy places the organism in Eukaryota, Fungi, Ascomycota, Eurotiomycetes, Eurotiales, Aspergillaceae. Gene Ontology annotation, molecular function: flavin adenine dinucleotide binding; oxidoreductase activity, acting on CH-OH group of donors.